AUGGGGAACGAAGCGAGCCUGGAAGGAGGUGAAGGGCCGCCGUCUGGGCUACCGGAGGGGCUGGCACCUGACGGGAAGGGCGGCUUUGUCCGGGUUCACGAUGGGACUCCGGUCAACCUGAGUGAACUCAGCGAGGAGGAGAGGAGGCAGCUCGCCGCGGCGAUGUCAAGGGCGCAAGGCAGGCAGCCCGGAGGCGCAGCAGCUGCACGAAGGCCUUCAGAAUCUGAUGCCCAGCAGCGAUCCCAGCAGGCAGGGGCCUCCAGGGGCCCAUCAGGUCUCAGUAAGAGCCGAACUGUAGACGCCUUCAACCAGGGUCCACCAGGCAAGCCCACACCGGGCCGCAGCCCUUCGUCCCUCAGUCUUUUUGAAUCCAGAUUCCGGCAGGAGCCAAAAGACCCCGAGACCAAGUCAUCAGGCAUGUUUGGCUCCAGCUUCCUCAGCGGGGCCAACCCCCUCAGUGCGGUCUCGUCUGUGACCUCCUCUGUCUCCUCCUCCAUAUCCUCCAUGGGCGAUGCUGUCAACAUGCCCAAGUUUGGACUGUUUGGGGAUGAGGAGGAGGGAGAUGCAUCUGCAGCACCUGAGUCCAAGCAGGGAGGAAGGCCACCAGGGAAGGGCCCUCAGCAAGGGCCAGGUCCAAAGGGACCACAACACGGGGGACCUGGCUCUCAGCAAGGGCCAGGUCCAAAGGGACCACAGCAGGGGGGACCCCAGAGACAGGGUCAGGGCCCCCCUGGGCAGGGGCCAAAGCCAGGGCAAGGACCCUCCAUGCCGGGACCGAGGCAAGGUCAGGCGCCACCAGGCCAGGGGCCCAAAUCAGGCCAUGGUCCUCCUGGUCAAGGACCCCCUGGGCAGGGCCCCAGGCAAGGUCAGGGACCACCAGGCCAAGGACCCCCAGGGCAACAGGCGCCCAAACCAGGUCAAGGACCACCUGGUCCUGGUGCCAAACCAGGUGGUCCUCCCCCACAAAAAGGUGGCCCCCCACAGCAAGGACCUGGGAAGCCUGGACCCAAGCAGCAAGGGCCACCAGGCCCUGGGGCUCAUCCUGGGGAGCCACCUAAGAGUGGAGGACCUCCUGGUCAGCAGGGGCCCGGAAAGACUGGAGGUGGACUCUGUCCACUGUGUAAGACCACCCAGCUGAACACUGGGUCUAAGGAACCGCCUAAUUACAAUAACUGCACUGAGUGUAAGAACCAGGUCUGCAGCCUCUGUGGGUUCAGCCCCCCAGACUCAGCGGGUAAAGAGUGGCUGUGUCUGAACUGCCAGAUGCAGCGAGCGAUGGGAGGUAUGGAUCCCCCCGGCAUGACCAAGCCCAAACAAGGCUCGGCCCCGCCCUCACCACAGAGACAGGCACCUGGCAAGCCUGGCAAGCUGCUGAUAAAGCAGCAGAGUACCACCGACCAAGGGUUAACGCCACCAUCUACACCUAGGCAGAAAUCUCCAGGUCCUACCUCCCCAGGACCGCUUUCCCCAGGCUCCUCAAUGGGUGGAUCCCCCAAAAUUGACCCUAAGACAGGUCGCCCCAUUCAGCAGAAGUCCACUCCCCAGCAGUCUCCAGCCAAGGCCAAACAGGAGUCUAGCUUCUUUGGGGGGUUAGGGGGUAUCAGUUUGGGAGGCCUGACGGAUGUGGCUAAACCUCCUGCGGCUGCUUCACAAGCUGCCGAAUCCGUUACAGGGAAACUGUUUGGCGGUUUUGGUGGUUUGAUGGAAUCGUCAAAGCCUCAAGCACAGGCUCCACCAAAACAGGAGGAGUCAGUGGCUGGGAAGUUGUUUGGAGGUUUUGGAGGGUUGACAGAAUCCACAAAACCUCCAGCUGCUGCCUCUCAGAUGUUCAACUUUGGAUCGUCCCUCUUGAGCUCAGCUACCAAUCUUGUCACAGGAGAAGAAGAAAAGGCAGAGGAUUCUCCACCUGGGUCACCACCAGACUCUCCUGCUGACUCCGGACCAGGUUCCCCUCCUGACUCAGGCCCCGGCUCACCACCUGACUCCCCCUUCUCUGCUCCUGGAUCUCCCCCUGAUUCAGACUCUGCUCCUGACACCCCACCUGCCAAAUCCAAGAAACCCCCCAGAACCAUUUCUGUGGAGCAGGAAGUGAAGGCCCCAGCAGCCGAACCUGCACCAGCCCCAGCCACAUCAACCAAGGAAAGCUGCCCUCUCUGUAAUGUGGAGCUGAACGUUGGAUCAUCAGACACGCCUAACUACAGCCUCUGCACCGAGUGCAAGAAGACAGUGUGCAAUCUGUGUGGAUUCAAUCCUACUCCCCACUUAGGAGAGAAAGAAUGGCUUUGCCUCAACUGUCAGACCCAAAGAGCCAUGUCAGGCCAGCUGGGAGACAUGCCACCUCCAUCCAUGGCUUCCCCAAAGAAGCAGCCACCUGCUCCUGAUCCUGCUCCCUCCGCCACCCCUGCCCCUGCUGCUGUAGAUAGCAAACCUGUAGUAGAAGCAGCAGACCAAACCCCACCAGCUCCUGAAACCAAGGUAGCACCCACAACCGUUCCCACACCUGAUAGCACAUCAGUUUCACCUGAUCAUGAUACCUCUCCUUCGGUUAGUGCACCUGCUCCUGAUAGCCCCCCUCAGGAAACACCACAGUCAAAUGAACAAAAACAACCACCAGAAGCUGAACCAGUGUCUCAGCCUGAAAUUCAUCCUGAACAAGAAUCUCAGAUUUCACAGGGUGUAGCUGAGAGUAUCCCUGCAAUCCCAGCAGUUGAGCAACAGCAGAGUAGCUCUGAGAAAACAGCUGAGGACCACCCUCACCCUGAGACAGAACCAUCUCAUUCUGGUCAACAGACACAAACACAGAGUGCACCUGUCAGUGAAAUCCCAGCAAUUCAGCAACAACAGAGUAGCUCUGUGAAUACGACAGAGGACCUUUCUCUCCCUACGGAAAGUGAGACGCAAAAUCUAUUGACUAAUACAGGGUUAGACAAGAAAACAGUCCCUGCUGAGGCAGAAAUAGAGCCAAAUCCCGAGAUUACUCAGAGUGAGGCUGCAGCUCCCCUGACAGAAAAUGAGAAAGUGGAGCCCACUCCAGAAAAGCUUCCAGAAGUGACAACAAAUUCAGUGGAAAGCCUGUCAAAGCCUGUCUUGAUCCCUGACGCAGUCACACAGGAAGUUUCAGUUCCUCUUAAUUCAAAGCCAGAGUCUACAGUUACAAAUGUAAAAGAGGAGAAAAUAAUAGAGGAAGAACUUGGUAAGCCAACUGAGACUCCCCAAAUAGAUGAACCCCAAGCUACUCCAGCAGACACAGUAUGCACAGCUUUAAAUGUGGAGCAAACAGACAUCACCAAAAAACUUGAGGCUGACAGUGUAGCACCUAAUGUCAAGAAUGAAGUUACUGUAGAAAUAAAGGCAGAACCACAAGCAAUAAUAGAGAAACCAGCACUCAAAGAUGAUGCUCCUCAUCCUCCAGUGGAGGUUGUAGAAAAUUUAUCUCCUGUAGACCACACUGACAACGUCGAGGUCCAUAAACCCGACGAGACCAAGCAAGAAUCAGAACAAGAGCCAGCAAAAUGCAUAGAGUCUGAAGGCUCUUCAGUGGUGACAGAAAAACAUCCUGUCUCAGCUUCAGAGGAGAAAAGUCAGGCUAAUGAAAUGGAAAACAAACCCACAGAAAACAAGGAGAAGCCUGUGCCACUUAACGCAGCAGAUCAGUCACCUUCUGUUGCUCCAGUUGAGGGAGAAUCCAGAGCUCUUGAGAAAGCAAAUGAGGAGAACGCUGUUGAGAAAAAAGAGAAAGUUGUUACUGAAGGGGAAACAGUUAAGCAGGAAAUACAUGAGAAGACUGGUGAGGAAACAGCAGAGAACACUGCUGAGGAAAAAAGUGCUGAGGAGAAAGUUGUUGAAAAAGAAACUAUUGAAGAGAGGGCUAUUGAGAAGGCAGGCGCUGAGAAUAUAUCAUCUAAUGGCAAAGGCUUUGAAGAUGAGGCAGUUCAGGAGAAUGCAGCUGCAGAGAGAGUUACUGAGAUAAAAGCUGAUGAAGGGAAGGCUUUUGAAGAAGAGGCAGCUGAACAGAACACAGCUGAGAAGGCAAAUGACCAGAAACCUCUAGAGGAGGAGGUUAAUAAAGAAGAAUCAAGUCUGGCACCCUCAUCUACUGCAACAGAGAGUGUUUGUCCUGUAAUAGAGAAGAAAGAAUCAGAAACAGCAAGAGAGCCAGCUCAGACUGUCACUGAAGAAAUCCCAAAAGAAGAGAUACAGAUUCAUAAAGAGACAGAACCAGGAACAAAAUGCAAACCAUCACUUGCUGAGGAAAGCCUUGUUGAGAUAGUAUCAUUGCCAAAGAAGUCAGAGGAGAAAGAACAGCCUACGGUCAAAGCAGAGACUGUAGCACAGAAAGAUGAAAAGCAGGCACCGAACGAUACCUUGUUAAAAGCAGAUGAUGAAUCUGAGAAAGCAGCGGUCAUGUCUGUUCUCCCACCUCCUGAUUCUAAAGAGCAAGAAAAGGUCGGUGUCAGGGAGUCCGAGCAAAGCACAGACAUGGUGUCAUCCUCAGUUGUUAUUAGUGAGACACAAGUCAGAGAUAAAACCUGUGAAGAGAAACUCAUUCAGGAUGAGACAGAAGCUGGUUCACAAAAAACAAACUGCAUCACUGAAGAACAACAUGAGGUAGAGACGGAGACGUUAGCCGUGACAGGCAGUGAUGAGAAACAGCUUGAGAAAGUUGCUGAGCUGUCAAUCAAAGAGCAGGAAGUAAAACUUGACAAAAAAGAGGGUGAGUCACAACCUGUUGCUGGCAACAUCCAGGAAACUAUUUCAUUAUCAGAGGCAAGCACAGUCUGUGACAAACAUGGCACUACACAGUUUGAUGUAGGAGAGAACACAAUAUCAAAGCAGGAGGAAGGAUCAGAGACAGCCUUUGAAAAUGGAGGUGUGUCUGUAUCAGUAGCUUCAGUCCCUGUAGCAGAACCUGAAGUCCCGGUCUCUGUAGUUAGUGAGCAGGACAAAGUCCCAAAGGAGGAGAAGACUAACGUGGAGGAGAAAAAGGAGGCUAAAGCUCAGCCUCUGGAAAAGUCCAGUGAUGAAGAUGCAGUCACUGAGGUGAAAAUGGUGGAGACCUUGAAAGAGCCUGGAGAGACAGAAAUGGCCGCAAAGGAGGGCAGUCCCACCAGCCCAUCGGACCUUGCAAAGCUGGAAAACACAGUCCUUCCCAUUCUUGAGGCCCAGGCAAGCACACAACCAAAGGAUGAGGAGGAGAAACUAACAGACACCCUAAAGACCAGACGUAAAUUAGAGGUGCUUCCUCUCUCACCUGACUCGCCUAGCUCAGAGGAUGACCGAGAAAUUUCUGAGAAGAAAACCAAAGGUACCGCAAAGAAAAAGCUCCUUGUGCCCAUGGAUGUCAAGGCUGAUUCCCUGGAUGAUAGCAGUGAAAGCUUUGGAAAAGAAAGCCCAAUGUCAGGGGAUGAUGAGGACUUUAUCCGAAAACAGAUAAUGGAAAUGAGUGAGAAUGAGGAUGCUUCACCGUCUGAUGAGGAAAACCUAAUCCGGCGAAAGAUUAGAGAGGAUGAGAAGAAACAAAUGGAACAGAAGAAAACAGAGGCUGUAGAGAGGAGCACAUCAGGAAAAGCCAGGCGACUUACCAAAAAAAGCACUAUAAGUCCAGAUGAUGGAGAAGAUAAGCAACUCUGCGGCUCACUGGAUAAACCUGAUAUAGACAAAGAGGAGGGACCAGAACCAAAAGAAGAGGACCGUCAAAGUGAUACUGCAGUUCGCAAAUUCCGAAGUAUGGAACUGAAUGCAACCAGCAGCCCUAUACGCAUAAUUAAUGACGAUGGAGAGCCUGAAAUGGAAUGCCUUACAGACUCUCCAGAUGAUCGGUCUAGAGGUGAGGGUUCGUCCAGUCUACAUGCAUCCAGCUUCACUCCUGGGACAUCCCCAACAUCCCUCUCAUCACUGGAUGAAGACAGUGACAGUAGUAGUCCCAGCCAUAUCCGUUCUGAUGAAGGUAAACAACACAGAAAAGCCAAACACAGACAACCUGGUCAGAUGCUGCCAACUAUUGAAGACUCUUCUGAGGAAGAAGAGUCACGAGAAGAAGAGGAGCUGCUCAGAGAGCAAGAAAAACAGAAGGGCUCAGGGAAAAAAUCCAAGAAAGACAAAGAGGAGAUUCGAGCCCAGAGGAGGCGAGAGCGUCCAAAGACACCACCAAGCAAUCUUUCCCCCAUUGAAGAUGCCUCUCCAACUGAAGAACUGAGGCAAGAAGCUGAAAUGGAGGAGAUCAGACGAUCGUCCUGCUCUGAUUUCUCCCCCAGUAUUGAAUCAGAUCCUGAGGGCUUUGAAAUUCAUGCUGCGAAGAUUGCAGCAGUCCAGAAAAAUUAUCAACUGCCUAUAUCAGUAUCUCUUCACUCCCCAACAGAUGAUCAAAAUGCUGAUAUACCACCACAAAAACCUCUUAAAUCUGCUGAUGAGGCUUAUGAGGAAAUAAUGCUGAGGGCUAAGUCCCCAACACUUGACAAAGGUGAGAUUCAACCAGGAAAAGAGUCCCUUUAUGGAGGCAUGCUCAUUGAAGACUAUGCCUAUGCAUCUCUUAUUGACAAUUCAACAGCUGAUUUGGGAGAGCCAGAGAAAAUUGUUAUUCCUGCUCAGUCGAAAAAGUUGAGAUCACCAGAUGAAGUUUAUGAAGACAUGUUAAAGAAGAGGAAGGAAUUCAUGCAACUGGAGCAGGAAUAUCAAAAUAUGCAGCCGAAAAUGGAAAGCACUAAUCCAGAAAUUGUGCUGCAACCUGCUGAAAAUACAUUCUCCAAAAGCAGUGCAGUAACACUGGGCAAAGAUGGAAAGCCAUUGUUGGAUGCUGAAACUGCUUAUGAAGAGCUAAUGAAAAGAGUGCUGACUCCUGGAACAAGUCCAACUCAGCAGGACCCAGAAGUGGAAGCUACUGCAUCUAAAAGGGCACUCCACCCCAUCCCAGACUUAAAGGUGACACAGUGCUCUUCAGGAGAGUUGUCUUCUGAUGAUGAGAGUAUGGUUAAAAAGGAAGAGGAGGUUACUGCAGUAUCAGACACAACAUCAGCAACAGAAACCGAACCUGUUACAGUGUUACAGUCUUGUCCAUCAUCCACAUCGGAUCAGCAAACUCACACCACAAUAGCAGCGUCGCAGGCUGAUGUGGUGGACUUAUCUAGUGCACUCCCAAGAAUAUCAGCUCCUGUGAUUCCCAGUGUAUCACCCUUGCCCACAGUCCCCCAGUACACACCCAGUAUUCCCAGUGUAGUGUCAACUGCCCCACCCGUGCCCCCUAAGCCAAGCGUCCUGCGUAGGGCUAAUUCUCAGGAAAAAGCAGAAGUACCUGUUGCACCGCCACUGCCUCCUCCCACCCCACCCAAACCUACUGUUUUUCCCAGGAAACCUCCAGUUCCACUUCCACCUCAGGCUUCAGCAACUCCAGUCAGACCAGAGCCAGUGGCUAUGACAACAGCCCAAGGACUGCCUACAAGACAAGUAAUUACACCAACGUACAAACCUCAUGUUCCCCCUCCUGUUCCCCCAAAGCCAUCCAUUCCUGCUGGGAUUGGCGAUAGCCACAGAACAGGAUAUGGUGUCAAACCACCAAUUGCACCUAAGCCUGGCUCACAGCCUUCUUCACCUGCCCAUGCCCCACAUCCAUCAAGACCUACUGUACUUCCCACCUGUCCUACUGACAUUACCUUGAAUCUGAGCCCCUCUUCUGAGAGCAAGCCGUUUCAACCCUCACCAAAGUCUCCUUCUUCUCCAAGAUAUGCCAGCAAUCUUCGUGACACAUAUGUGGUCAUCACACUGCCAUCUCAGCCCAGCUCUCCAGUAGACGGUGUCUCAACUCAAGCUCCCUGUAGCCCUGGCCCAGCAUCUCCUUCACACCAAGCUCAGUCCCAAAGCUAUCACCAACCACAGCCUCAACCUCAAUCAUUUCCACAGCAGCAUCCACAACCAACCCCUCCUCAAACAACCAGGGUGCCUCUGGCAUACACACGAGUCACAGAAUCCAUUGAAAGUCAAGAGAUUUGUGGCCCAGAAAAACAUGUAUCCAGUUCUUGUCACAUUAUUGAGGCUAUAUCUGCCUCAGCACAGCCAUCUGCGGUUAUGCCUAACCUCAUCUCUCAAGUGGUCACCACAGAAGUCCAAAGGACAACUGUCGCUGUUGUUCAUGAAAGGACACCACCACCAGUGCCAGCUCCACGGGCAAAUGGUGUCCCCAUCUCGAUGGAGAAACCUAAACCCCAAAUGCCUGCGCAGAAUGGACAGGUCUUCCAACCUUCUGAAGUGGUAGAUCUUAGGACUGUGAAGGUGGACCCAGAAUCAGGUAUGAAUGGUGUGGAUCUGUCCUCUGGCCCAGACUCAAGACGUCAGUCCUUUGUGACUGAUGUCAGUCGUCACAACAGUGCAGUACAGUCACCUGUGGUCAACCUCAGUGCUGAAUCAUCUACUGUUUCUAUAGUGACUGACAGUAUCACCAUUGUAACCUGUGCUGCAACAAUCCAACGAUGUGACAAUGUAGAUACCUCUCAAGCAUCCUCAGUUCCCCUUCAGCUGACAAAAAAUAAAUCUUUUGAGCCUAUUUCCCAAAUUAUUUAUCGACCAGUCGAUUAUCAGCCCUCCACUCAUGUUGGUACAGAGAUUCCUAUUAACCUCUCUGUUGGAUCAAGUACAGGUGGAGGAACUUUCCAAACCACCCCUGUCACUGUUGCACCGACCUCUGUUGCAAGUUGUGCUGCUAAUGGAUUAACUACGGGUACAACCACGGUUGCAGGAGCUGUUGACCUUAGCACAACAAAACCAUUCAACACUGUGGUAUCUGUGGAUGGUGCUUCGGCAGAAGUGGUGACAGCUGUAAUCACAGAUGAUGAUGGUAAACCAGUGGAUCUGACUGCAGGAAAAAGAGCUGUAUGCUGUGAUGUUGUAUACAAGCUCCCAUUUGCCGGAAGCUGCGCUACUCAGCAACCUACCACACCUCUGCCUGAAGACCGCUUUGGAUAUCGUGAUGACCAUUACCAGUAUGACCGAUCACCUUAUGGCAUGAGAGGUUUUGGUGGAAUUAAACCAUCGAUGUCAGACACUAACCUAGCAGAAGCUGGCCUGUUCUUUUAUAAGAGUAAGAACAGCUAUAAUUUCACUGGCACCACAGAGGGUGCAGUAGAUCUUACCUCAGGAAAGAUUUCUGAUGCAGGUGAAGCUGUUGACUACUCCAAAAAAGGGACUUACGCAGGAAUGACAAUUCCACCCUAUUCCCAAGCCAGAGUUACAAGUGCUGUUGGUACAGUCUUUGGUACAAGCAGUGUCUUGAGGUCAUCAAAUGGGGUGGUCUAUUCCUCUGUUGCAGCACCAAUCCCAUCUACAUAUGCCAUUACCACCCAACCUGGGUCCAUCUUUAGUACAACAUACAAUACCCUGUCAGGCAUGCAUACCAGCGACACUAUGCCUUCCCUGUCCAACCUCCAGAACUUGCCACUUACACGGUCCCACAGUUUCCUGUCCACCAUUUCCACUACUUCAACAGAAGAACAAGGAGAUGCCCCACUCAAUCUGGAGAUCUCUAGAGGGGGUACUACUGCCGCCGAUGCUGUCACAACAGCAACAACCUCUUUAUCCCUUGACGCCUACACUGAUGCAUCCCUAGAGGCCAUAGCUGCUUCACUGGAAGCUCUGUCUUCACCCAUGGUUCCUGGGGAUGGCCAGUAUCAAGUAGAGCGUGAGAGGCUAGAGAUGGAAAAACUCAAGCAACAGCGCCUGGCUGAGGAAUUAGAGUGGGAACGCCAGGAGAUUCAGCGGUUCCGUGAGCAAGAGCAGCUCCUAGUACAGAAGGAACUGGAGGAGCUGCAGGCCAUGAAGCAGCAGAUCCUGGCCCAACAACAAGAGGAAAGACAGGCUCACCUCAUGAUGCAGAAAGAAACCUAUGCCCAACAACAGCAGCAGCUUGAACAGAUUCAGAGACUCCAAGAGCAACUGCGUGUGCAACUGGAAGAGCAAAAGCUUCGUCAGAUGUACCCAGGCGGGGACACACCAGGACAUGGCUUGCAGGAGGCACUUGUCUUAGGACCGGAUGGCACAGUGCUGUCUCGAAAAAUCACAGAUAGCGGGUGCCAGACAGAUGAAGAGGAUGAGGCAGUUAGCAAAGCUUAUGCAGCAGGGAGAAAAAAGAGAAGUGCUAAAAAGAGUGUUGACAGUUGUGUGCAGACUGAUGAUGAGGAUCAAGAUGAAUGGGAAGCUCAGAGCAGAGGCCGACAAAGCCGGCCACGCACAGCCAGGGGUGAUAGGGGUGGGCAGUCAGAGAUGUCUCUUCAAGCCCAUACUGAGAUUUCUAUACAAACAGAUACAGAGGGGAACAUUAGAAUGGACACCAGGAUGGAGCUAUCUGACUCUGAAAGGACCUCUCCAAAGAAACGGCCUACCCCCUUAGAAAUAGGCCAGUCUCCUAACCUCAAAGUUGAUUCCUCUACUCUUCAAGCCCCUCCUAAAUCUCCUAAAGUGCUCUAUUCCCCUAUAUCCCCAUGCAUAUCCCCUAGCAAAUCCCUUGAGUUUGUGUCCUAUGAGAAAUCACUGGGUGAUACAAGCCCACAGAAACUAAGAGGAAGUACAGAUCCAUCAAAAGCUUCUCCAGCAAGCCCUAGGGGACCAAAAGCCAUGCAGAGAUCCAUGUCUGACCCUAAGCCCAUGAGUCCGACAGGAGAGGAAAAGGCAACAUCUGGCACCCAGUAUGGUGAUACCUAUACUGGUAAAGGCUCAGGUGGCACACCAACAGGCACUCAAAAGAAGGUGAAGAGGACUCUCCCCAAUCCACCAUCAGAGGAGGAGUCAACGACCAGUGGCCAAACCGCAUACAGCACAGGUUCUGCCCGCCGAAGAAUGUGCCGCAAUUCCAACAUGGCACGUGCCAAAAUCUUACAAGACAUUGAUCGUGAGCUAGAUCUGGUGGAGCGUGAGUCUUCCAAACUCCGCAAAAGACAAGCAGAGCUAGAUGAGGAGGAGAAAGAGAUUGAUGCCAAGCUUAGGUACUUGGAAAUGGGCAUUAAUAGGAGAAAAGAUGCACUGCUGAAAGAGAGAGAGAAGAGAGAAAGGGCCUACUUACAGAGUGUUGCUGAGGACAGAGACUAUAUGUCAGACAGUGAGGUUAGUAAUAUCCGAGAGACUAGAGGUGGGCGUGGAGAUGGUGAAGAUGAGGAGAUUGAAAGUCAUGGUCUUGAACGUCCCAGGACAGCUCCUCAGUCAGAACUGGAUGAAUUUGUCCCACCUCAAACCAAGCACGAGUAUGGAAAAUACUCCCAGUAUCAAUACCCUCAAAGCCAAUACCAGCAGACUCUCUACCAGCCUCCCCAGUCCUACCAGUCUCAUUCAAUCUAUUCUUCUGUCCCCUCACUCACUAGCUCCCAGCAGCAGAGUUACCACCAGAUGCUCUUGUUGCAGCAGAAAGCUGCCAGACAAGCAGCCCUCCUCUCAGAGCUGGAUGCAACUAAAUAUGAUGUCAUUAGUCGCCAACCUGAUCCCAUAUCAUCAUCUUACCUGGGAGUCAAGUAUGACAAAUAUGGCAACCACCUUGACCUCAGAGCCUUGGAGGUGGGAAGUAUAGCAGGUAGCCCCAUGUCUUCUGUCUCUGAUUCCUAUUACACAGAUGUAGAUCACCAUACACCUCGGAGUUACAUGCUGCUUGAAGAUGCUGCAGAGCUGGCUAAGGGCUCCACAGGUCUGUCUUCAUCUUAUAGUCUAGCUGAGAGGGAGCUAGCUAAGGCAGAGAAGCUGCUGCGAAGGAGUGCUGCAGAUCUGGGCUCUACUGAUUACCUGGGAUCCACCUCCAGACUCCAUACUUUUGGAAAGACCCCUGAUGAAGAGGAUACAAUGGAGGAACCAUACGAACUGAAACUGCUGAAGCAGCAGCUCAAGCAAGAGUUUAGGAGAAGUACGGGUGGGACAGAAAACUUAGAACAACUGACAGGUCUCUCCCAGCAUUACUAUACCCCAAGCACUGGCAUCUCUAGUUACUCCCAAAGACACUAUCCAAAGUCAGAAAAGUACAGCAUCAGUCGACUAACUCUAGAGAAACAGGCAGCUAAACAACUUCCAGCAUCUAUGUUGUACCAAAAGCAUAAGACUCCACUAAUAGAUCCUAAAAUCUCCUCCAAGUAUUCCUCUGUUACAGACAACAGAGGUCUAGACACAGACUAUACCAGUUAUCUGGGGUCUACCAGUGCAUCCCCAAGAUCCAGCCGGCUUAUGCAGGAUGAAAUUACCUUUGGUCUUCGUAAGAAUAUUGCUGAGCAGCAAAAGUACCUUGGAUCCACCUUGGGGGCCAACUUAGCUGGGUCACUAAAUUUGGGCCAGAGCUUGGGCUUAGACUCUGCUUAUCCUAGUGGUAGCCGCUCAAGACCCUCAUCCAGGCCCACAUCUUGCUAUGGCCUGGACUUGUCUAUCAAAAGGGACCCUUCCAGCUCUUCACUGAGGCUUAAAGGGGAUGGAGAAGCAACUGGAGAUGGAGGAAGCUAUCAAACCCCCUCUGGUCGCACCAAACCCACCAGCCUUCCUAUUGUGCAAAGUGGACGUGGGCGAAUACCCAUAGUGGCCCAGAACUCGGAGGAAGAGAGUCCCUUGAGCCCUGUUGGGCAGCCUAUGGGCAUGGCCCGUGCAUCAGCAGGACCUCUGCCACCCAUCUCAGCUGAUUCAAGGGACCAGUUUGGUUCGUGCCUCUCCUUGCAGGACUCCCAACAGCAGCAACAUAUCAGGGAAGAGCCAACCAGGGGUAGGGGUUAUGUGCUUCUGGAUGACCUUCAGGGCACCAUGUCAGAUAGUGAAGCCCUAAGUGGUUCCCUGAUGGCUUUGAACAGAGACGAUGCAACCAAUGCCUACCACCUUAGACGAGAAGAGACAGACUGGUUUGACAAACCAAGAGAUGGGCGUUCAGAGAAUGGACAAGAAAAGAGACAGGGAAAAGGCCCAUACUACCCCUUCCCUCACCUCAGGGUCAAACUCCAGAGGGAUCCCAAAGACCGCAGUGUCUCAGGAAAUGGUCUGGGUAUCCGCAUAGUUGGAGGGAAAGAGGUCCCUGGCAGUAAUGGAGACAUUGGAGCUUAUGUUGCCAAGGUCCUACCUGGUGGAGCUGCAGAACAAACAGGAAAGAUUCUUGAAGGAAUGCAGGUCCUGGAGUGGAAUGGUGUUCUCCUGACAGGGAAAACCUACGAAGAAGUACAAGGGCUCGUUGGACAGCCGUGUAACGAGGCAGAAGUGUGUGUCAGACUUGAUCUCAACAUGCUGGCUGAGUCUGAGGGUUCCCAGCACCUAGAUUUCCAGGAGCACAGCAAAGGCGACAGACCUCCCAGGUCUCCAGGUGUUGACCCCAAGCAGCUGGCGGCUGAGCUGCAGAAGGUGUCACAGCAGCAGGCUCCAACGUCCACCUCUUCCUCAGGCCUGCCUGCCACCACCUCAGCAACCUCCAGUCCCGCUCAGCCAGGAUCACCAUCUGUCAGCAAGAAACGCCACAGCAGCAAGACUGCAGAGGGAAUGAAGACCCAGUCCCAUCCCAUCUCUGGAGAGAUACAGCUUCAAAUCCACUACGACAAGCAGCUUGGCAACUUGAUUGUUCAUGUCCUGCAGGCCAGAAACCUUGCCUUGCGGGACAACAAUGGCUACUCUGACCCAUUUGUUAAAGUAUAUCUCCUGCCAGGGAGAGGUCAGGUCAUGGUUGUCCAGAACGCCAGUGCUGAAAACAAGAGGAGGUCCAAACAUGCGGGGAAGAGUCUCAACCCCGAAUGGAACCAGACUGUCAUCUAUAAGAACAUCCACCUGGAGCAGCUGAGGAAGAAGACCCUGGAGGUGAGCGUGUGGGACUAUGACAAGUGCUCCUCAAAUGAUUUCUUAGGAGAGGUCCUUAUUGACCUGUCCAACACCGCCCAGCUGGACAACGUCCCGCGGUGGCUCCCCCUGAAGGAGCAGAGCGAGGGGGACCACCACCGGCGCUCCCACUCAGGCCAGGGCCGACACAGUUCCUCUAAACCCUCCUCACAGCACUCUUCCCCUAAAACCACUGGCUCCUCACAUGACAAUCAGGAUUCCCCAAAAUCAUCUGUCAUCAAGAGCCGAAGCCACGGGAUCUUUCCAGAUCCGGCCAAGGACACGCAGGUGCCCACUAUCGAGAAAUCUCACAGUAGCCCUGGCACAUCGAAGCCUUCCCCGUCCGAGGGCCAGAGCCAAAGCCACAGCCAUGGACACAGUCAACACUCUCGCUCGCACGGCGCUUCACGCUCCAGCAAAAGCGCCGCACGGCAACACCAUCAGGACAGCGGCACUGGAAGCAGCGGAGGCGCUGCCAUAGCAACGGGCGAUGCCCCACAGCAGUCACAGCAGCAGCCGCCGCAACGCCUCCAACCAAGCCAAAGAGGCCGCCUCUCACUGAGGCACCAGAGACACAGCGUAGUGGGCGUGCUCACCAUUCAGAGAGCCCAGUCCGAUUGGCUGCCUGCCCUGCCAACGGUUGUGUCGGCCAAAGGGAGCAGAGCAGACGGCAGACACCUGACCCUCAGGAAAGCCGUGUCAGAAGAGAGGCCGCAGAGCACCGGAGCUCGGUCGAGCUACAGAUCCAGUGAUGCCCCAGUCACAGCAGCGUCAUUGGACAGCGGCCUGAGUGGCAGUGCCUACAGCCUAUUGGACGAAGAAGCAGAGACAAACGAGGUGGACAGUGCCAUCUUCCAGGUGCCCCGAUUUGGAAAGAUCCCAAACGGCACAGACGUAAUGAAAUCAUCAAUGGGACACAGUGAUGCUGAAGGUAAAUCCCAGGUAAUGGGGGAGAUAAAGAUUGCUCUGAAGAAGGAGAUGAAGACGGAGGGUGAGCACCUGGUCCUUGAGAUUCUUCAAUGUCGCAACAUCACCUACAAGUUCAAGACUCCAGACCACCUGCCUGAUCUUUAUGUGAAGCUCUAUGUGGUGAAUAUUGCCACCCAGAAAAGGAUCAUCAAGAAAAAGACCAGAGUGUGUCGUCAUGACCGUGAACCAUCUUUCAACGAAACCUUCCGCUUCUGUAUGAACCCCACUGGACACUCUCUACAGCUGUUCCUGGUGUCCAAUGGUGGCAAGUUUGUGAAGAAGACCCUGAUCGGGGAGGCCUAUGUUUGGCUGGACAAAGUCGACCUUCGCAAGCGAGUGGUGAGCUGGCACAAGCUGCUCGCCAGCACCGCCCAGAUUCACUCAUAG
Messenger RNA from Toxotes jaculatrix (banded archerfish), 15147 nucleotides. It is a transcript of the gene pcloa, whose product is annotated as piccolo presynaptic cytomatrix protein a. The transcript is spliced from 28 exons. The coding region runs from base 1 to 15147 and encodes 5048 amino acids. NCBI's taxonomy places the organism in Eukaryota, Metazoa, Chordata, Actinopteri, Toxotidae. Gene Ontology annotation, cellular component: cytoskeleton of presynaptic active zone; glutamatergic synapse; membrane. Gene Ontology annotation, molecular function: metal ion binding; protein binding; structural constituent of presynaptic active zone. Gene Ontology annotation, biological process: presynaptic active zone assembly; protein localization to synapse. The record is from RefSeq and is a predicted model, not a curated record.